UCAUGGACGACAUGGGUUGGGGUGACCUUGGGGUCUAUGGAGAACCUUCCAGAGAGACCCCGAAUCUGGACCAGAUGGCUGCAGAAGGGAUGCUAUUCCCAAACUUCUACUCCGCCAACCCUCUCUGCUCACCGUCCAGAGCAGCUCUACUCACGGGACGGCUGCCCAUCCGCACCGGCUUCUACACCACCAACGCCCACGCCAGAAAUGCGUACACGCCACAGGAGAUUGUGGGCGGCAUCCCCAGCUCCGAGCACCUCCUGCCCGAGCUCCUGAAGGGGGCCGGCUACGUCAGCAAGAUUGUCGGCAAGUGGCACCUGGGUCACAGGCCCCAGUUCCACCCACUGAGGCACGGAUUCGAUGAGUGGUUCGGAGCCCCCAACUGUCACUUUGGGCCUUACGACAACAAAGCCAGGCCUAACAUCCCGGUGUACAGGGACUGGGAGAUGGUUGGCAGAUUUUAUGAAGAAUUUCCGAUCAGUCUGAAGACAGGGGAAGCCAACCUCACACAGAUCUACCUGCAGGAAGCCCUGGACUUUAUCAAGAGACAGGCUGGACGACGCCCGUUCUUCCUGCACUGGGCCAUCGACGCCACACACGCCCCCGUGUACGCGUCCCAGCCCUUCCUGGGCACCAGUCAGCGAGGGCGGUACGGGGACGCCGUCCGGGAGAUCGAUGACAGUGUUGGGAAGAUCCUGGCGCUGCUCCGGGCCCUCGGGAUCGGGAACAGCACCUUCGUCUUCUUCACUUCCGACAACGGCGCUGCCCUCAUCUCUGCUCCCAGACAAGGUGGCAGCAACGGUCCCUUUCUGUGCGGGAAACAGACCACAUUUGAAGGGGGGAUGCGGGAGCCUGCGAUUGCCUGGUGGCCAGGGCACAUCCCUGCGGGCCAGGUGAGCCACCAGCUGGGCAGCCUCAUGGAUCUGUUCACAACCAGCCUGUCUCUGGCGGGCCUGAAGCCACCCAGUGACCGGGAGAUAGAUGGCCUCGACCUCCUCCCCACCAUUCUGCGGGGCCAGCUGAUGGACAGGCCGAUAUUCUACUACCGUGGCAACACACUGAUGGCUGUCACCGUCGGCUCGUACAAGGCUCACCUCUGGACCUGGACCAACUCCUGGGAGGAGUUCCAGCAGGGCAUCGAUUUCUGCCCGGGGCAGAAUGUUUCCGGGGUCACAACGCACACCCAGGAGGAGCACACGAAGCUGCCCCUGGUUUUCCACCUGGGGCGAGACCCUGGGGAGAGGUACCCCCUCAGCUUGGUCAGCGCUGAGUACCAGGAGGCCCUGCGCAGGGUCACCCCUGUCAUCCAACAGCACCAGGAGGCCUUGGUUCCCGGACAGCCCCAACUGAACGUGUGUGACCGGGCGGCCAUGCGCCUCUGUGGCCCCUGCCAAGCCUGGAAUCGCCGACAGGCCCACGUUGGAAGCGCCCAGCUGCCCUCAGGCCUGCGGGCAGCAGCUGUUGAAGUGGAAGGGACGGCCGGCCCUGCCCUGCCCUGCCCCGAGGCCAGGCUGCGUUGCGCGGCCAGAAAGCAGCGCCCCUGUCUCCCCAAAGCCUGGCUGGGUCUGCGUAGACCACGUGUGACAUCGACCUUGACUCGCAACGUUGUCCGGCUCGAACGUCCCUGAGCGGGGAUGUGUCU
Molecule: messenger RNA, 1642 nt
Organism: Tupaia belangeri chinensis (Chinese tree shrew)
Lineage: Eukaryota; Metazoa; Chordata; Mammalia; Scandentia; Tupaiidae
Gene: GALNS
Product: galactosamine (N-acetyl)-6-sulfatase
Molecular function (GO): arylsulfatase activity; N-acetylgalactosamine-6-sulfatase activity
Source: RefSeq, a predicted model, not a curated record